Calypte anna (Anna's hummingbird) is the source of this 3340-nucleotide messenger RNA. RefSeq names its product GABA type A receptor associated protein like 1 (gene GABARAPL1). Lineage: Eukaryota; Metazoa; Chordata; Aves; Apodiformes; Trochilidae. Bases 338 to 691 code for a protein of 117 amino acids. Gene Ontology annotation, biological process: autophagy of mitochondrion; cellular response to nitrogen starvation; macroautophagy. The transcript has 4 exons. Gene Ontology annotation, cellular component: autophagosome; cytosol; autophagosome membrane. Gene Ontology annotation, molecular function: ubiquitin protein ligase binding; GABA receptor binding. The record is from RefSeq and is a predicted model, not a curated record.
GGCACCCUCCUCCUUGCCCCCCGCCCCAAGACGUGAAGGAAGGGUCUGUGCCUCCUCCCCCACCGCCACCCAACACAACGGGAGGCGUGGACCCGAGCCCCGCCCCGUGGGCUCCGUGACGGCUGGGGGGGUGGGGUAGUGGGGUAGUGGGGUGGGGGUACCUCCCGGUGACGUCAGAGCUCCCAAUUUUCCGGCGAGUGGCUGGUGCGCUCCCGCGGCGGGGGUCGGGGUUGCGGUGCGCUCGGCGUGCGGGGGCUGGCAGGGCCGUAGGGGAGGGAAGGAAGGAGGGAGCCGCAGCAGCAGCAGCCGUCGGGAGGGAAGGUGACAGCCCGGCAGCAUGAAGUUCCAGUACAAGGAAGACCACCCGUUCGAGUACAGGAAAAAAGAAGGGGAGAAAAUCAGGAAGAAAUACCCCGACAGAGUCCCUGUAAUUGUGGAAAAAGCACCAAAAGCCAGAGUACCUGACCUAGACAAAAGGAAGUAUCUUGUGCCUUCUGACCUCACAGUUGGCCAAUUCUACUUCUUAAUCCGAAAGCGGAUCCACCUGAGGCCAGAGGAUGCACUGUUCUUCUUUGUCAAUAAUACCAUCCCUCCCACCAGUGCUACCAUGGGCCAGCUGUAUGAGGAUAACCAUGAGGAAGACUAUUUUCUCUAUGUGGCCUACAGUGAUGAGAGUGUCUAUGGCAAGUGAGCACCAGCCCCCCAGGCAUGCAGGCGAGAUGGACUGAUAGAAUGGACUGGGGGGGGGUGUUGGAGAGGAGGAAGGAGAAUGCCUCAGAAGAGGGGAAGAGAACUGGAAGUGAACCACAUGCACAAUGCCAUCACCUUCCAUGUAUUAAUUAUAACCAUUAUUUUUUAAAUUAAGGGGAGGGAGGGUAAGGGGACAGUGUAUGAAAGGGUGAACUGAAAGGUUAACCUUUAGGUUAGCACAGGGUUGGUGGGGUCCUUCACAGGGGGAUGGGAAGACUCCGCUAUUCAUAGUUCUUCUCUUAUCACAGCUGGGAGUAGUUAGCCCAUACUGGAGGCUGCUAGACAAGCCAGUGUGGUGGAGCCCUGGGAGACUGACUGGGCAGGAUGGAAAUUUUUGUGUAACCCUUUCAUUGGAUGAAAAAGGCAUGCUAUAUAUUGCACACUGACCUUGUUGCACCUUGCCCGCUGCACAGGCUGCAAUCUUGUGAGCAUUUAGUGAGCUGUGAAAUGUGUCACUCUGCCCAUACAAGGCUGUCCUAUGCUGACAGUCGUCACUCCAGCUGCUACCUGUGAAGUGUUCCAAGAGUAUUGCGUUUCCCGUCACUUCCAUCUGUAUUAGAAGGGCUAACUCUGAGGGCUGGAAACUCCUCAGCUGUGAGACACGAAGUUUGGGAAAAGAAGGAAGGAGGGUUGUUGUUUUUUUCUCUUUUCUUUAAUUGCAAGUGCUGGACAGAAAAAUUUGAGACAACUCUUCUCUUCUUUUCAGUGAAGUCAGCUGAUAAACUCAUAAGCAUAGGGCUAGAAAGGACCUUAAGAGAAGGACUAGCCCACUCCAGCUCUGAGGCAGGACUGAGUAUACCAAACAAGGCUGCUCGUCUGACUUGUUCAUAGUGAAUUUCACCAAGGCAGAUCCUGGAGGCUGCCAAAAUUAUCAAUUCAGUUGCUAAUUAGCCUACAAGUGAGAGAGCUUUUCUUGCUAUUUAACUUUAGUCUCCCUUGCUCCGCAUUAGGCAACUAACUACCAGUGGUCUUGCUACUGGUGAACACGGGAAAUUAUCUGUCAGUGUCCUUGUACCAACCUUCUGCAGAUUUGGCAAUGGCAGAAGUACUGCAGGUUCAGCCUUCCCUUCCAUGUCUCAUCCCUGUACAGCCCUUGCACCGCAUGCAUGAGCGGAAGAAAUCAGUUGCUCCCGUGUGUGUUUUGCUGGCUUUUGUGACUGGACAACAGUGCCACUCUUAGCUACAAGAGAAGUGCUUUUAGGAUUGAAGGAGAAGGGGAAUAGGUUCUCUGUAGAUUUAAUUUUUUUUAAUCAAUUUAUUUUAAGCCAGUGUUGUUCUUAGGAAGGUGCCAGAGAGAUGCUGUCCUGCGUAAGCCUUAUGCUGUCAUGCCAAAGCAGUAUUUUCCCAGUGGCACAAACAGGCAUUACCAUAACUGGUAAAGGGAUGAGGUGUGGGACAUUAACUUACUUUCAAGAAAAUUCUGGGGUUUUAUCCAAAUCAGAGAACUGGACCUGAGUUACUGUAAACAUUCCUACAUUUAAGGGAGGGACCAAGAAGGAGGAAAAGACAAGAAGGAUGAAGAAGCCACGCAGAUUGCAAAUAUGUCGAAGGUGCUGCUACAUUUACAUGAUGUUAGAUUCCAGUUCUCUGUAUUCCUCAGGAAUGAGAAAUAAACAUGAGCACUCAUCUAAUUGUGGGAGACAGGAAAUCAGGUUUCAGCCUUCUCUGACUGUUGUCAGGAACCAUGGUGGAAGCAUGAAGUGAAAGUCACUGGCAGAACUGUGUGAAGGUCAGGGAAGGCAGCGUAGUGGGGCAAGAGGGUCACUGCCCAUUUGGUAUGGGAGGUAGCAGGUGAAGGAGAGAGAAGGAGACCUUGAACAAAGGAUGCAGGCAAAGGAGUUGUAAUGGGAAAACAGAAAGUGGGGGAGCAAAGGAUGAAAUGACUGGGUUAGUUUUCCCCAAUUUUUCAUCCUGAACUUCAGGUUUGCUGUUCCAUCAUGCGCUGGUCUGGAAUAAAUGCAUUUGGAUGAGUUUUAUCUACUGCCAUCUUAAAUAACUUCAAUUUCUGCCUGCAGUGCUCAGCAGUCCUCUCUUUUUGGCCCACUUUCCUUCAAUCAUUAGGCUCUUUUCACAUCUUCUGGGUGCAAAUCCGUAUCAGUCUCUUGGUUUAGGAAGCUCUGGAUGUUCUGAAGUGGAGAACAGACCCAGGAGGCUUUCUAGAGUAAAAGACAUGAUGCAGGCAGAUGGUGUGCAUCUCUCUGCCACUGUCCCACUUGCUUAGUCACGUGCUGCCAAGCACAUGGUUGCGUGUUGUCUCAAAUGAGCCAGUACUUAGGUAUACUCAGGGGAGAAAGAAUUGGCAUCUGGGCUGCUUGGUUUUGUGUUCAGACCUCCUCUCCCCUCCUGCUGCUGGGUUUAUAAGUGUGGGACUAAUCUCAGCCAUUUGUUACACGUAGAGUUUACAGUUUAAUUUAGUUGUUCUACAGUUCUUUUAAUGGGAUUGUGGCAUUUUACUUCUGUUUUUGCGCUAGUCUGUUAUCGUACGAGGUAACGCUGGUUAUUCUUUUUUGUGUUGGUUACCUGCAGGUUCUUGUAAAGUUCAUACUACUGAGCUAAAUCAGCCAAUAAAUAAAGAUGCAUUGAAAUCACA